CACGCGCGCGCAUCCUGUCUCCCACGAAGGCAUCUGUUUCAGUCUGUCUCUCCGCGAGAUGCAGCACCAACAGAGGGGAGAGGGGGAGACGACGAGCCCGGGGAGGGAGGGAGGCAGAAGAAAAAGAGGUGUGAGGAAGGAGGAGAGGCAGAGCUAAGAGAGAGAAGAAAGAACUGAAAUAAGAAAAGAAAAAGGAGUAAGCUGAGAAGAAGCGGGAGGACGACGAGAUGCGGCUGUAGCAGCAGAGCUUGUGACUUCUGAAGAGUUUCGCCUCGGAGAUGGUUGAGUCGUAUCAUCCUGGCGUUUGACUCUGAGCAUCUCCAGCGCGCGAGCGUGUGUUUGAAUGUGUGCAUGAAGCCAUGGCGAGUGCUCAGCCGGGGGUCCACGCACUGAAACUCCAGCCUCCCUGCGUCUCACACACCCUGAGGAACGGAAGCAACUUCAUUAAAUGGGAUGAGGAUUUGUCAACAGUUACUCCAGUGACUCUACAUGUGGAUCCUCAUGGAUUUUACCUCUUCUGGACUGACCAAAACAAGGACACAGAGUUGUUGGAUCUGACCUAUGUGAAGGAUGUCAGAACUGGUCGAAGCACCAAACCUCCCAAGGAAGCCAAGCUGCGGGAGCUGCUCGAUGUGGGAAACCUCGUUGGUCGGUUGGAGAACCGCAUGGUUACCGUGGUCACCGCCUCAGACCUGGUCAACGUUGGCCAACUGAACUUCAUCGCUUCGCAGGAGGACGAAGCCAAGUUAUGGUGUGAGGAGGUGUUUUCUUUGGCUACUAACCUGCUGAGCCACAAUCUCAACAGAGACCACAGUCUGCUGAAAGCGUAUGUCAGGCUAACUCUUCAGCCAAACGCAGAGGGAAAAAUUCCUGUGAAAAAUAUUGGCCGGCUGUUUUCGUCGGACAGAAAGAGAAUUGAGAAUGCCCUCGAGAGCUGCAAGUUGCCAUAUGGACGGGGCGACAGCAUCAAACUGGAGGACUUCACCUUGGAUGUUUACAGGAACUUCUUGGAGAGUCUGUGUCCUCGUCCUGAACUCGGCAACAUCUUCAAACUGCAAGGAGGCGAGGGUGGGGGGAUGUCCGUCGAUCAGAUGACUGAGUUCAUCAACAACAAGCAGAGAGACCCGAGGCUCAAUGAAAUUCUUUACCCCCCUCUUCGCCCCACACAGACACACACUCUGAUGGAGCGUUACCAACAUGACCAGGACAAUCUAAAUCAAGGUGUUAUCUCUCUCCAGGCUUUUUCCAGCUAUCUGUCCAGUGAUGAGAACGGUGUCAUUCCUCCUGAGAAACUGGAUCAGUCUGAAGACAUGAACUUUCCAUUAUCGCAGUAUUUCAUCAACUCAUCGCAUAAUACGUACCUUACAGCGGGCCAGCUGGCAGGAAGCUCUUCGGUGGAGAUGUACCGGCAGGUUUUGCUGGCUGGUUGUCGCUGUGUGGAACUAGACGUGUGGAAAGGGCGGACCGCUGAGGAGGAGCCGGUCAUAACUCAUGGCUUCACCAUGACCUCUGAAAUCUCCUUUAAGGAGGUGAUUGAAGCCAUUGCAGAAUGCGCCUUUAAGACUUCACCUUUUCCUGUCAUACUUUCAUUUGAAAACCACGUCGACUCCUUGAAGCAGCAGGCAAAAAUGGCCGAAUAUUGUCGCUCUAUUUUCGGAGAAGCAUUGCUGAUCGAUCCUCUGGACAAAUACCCUCUGGAGGCGGGCGUCCCUCUGCCCAGUCCUCAGGAGCUGAUGGGCAAAAUCCUCAUCAAAAACAAGAAAUCUCACAAACCCGCCAACACCACUGACACCAAGAGGCUAAUUGACCAGCCUGCCAAUCAGAGCAAUGAACCAGUGUCUCCUAGCAACAACACGGGAGACAUGGAGGCUGAGAGUGAGGAAGAUGAUGAUGAUGAAGAUGAUGAUGGUAAAAAGGGCUCUGCAGAGCGAGAAGCUGUUGCUACGGAGGAGAUGUCAACUCUGGUAAACUACGUCCAGCCGACCAAGUUCAACUCCUUUGAAGCAUCAAAGAAGGCAGCCCGCUGUUACCACAUGUCGUCUUUUGUGGAGACCAAAGCUUUGGAGCACCUCACAAAGUCACCAGUGGAGUUCGUGGAAUAUAAUAAAUCCCAGUUGAGUCGUAUUUACCCAAAAGGAACCAGAGUGGACUCGUCAAACUUUAUGCCUCAGCUGUUCUGGAAUGCUGGAUGCCAACUUGUGGCUCUCAACUACCAAACUAUUGAUCUGUCCAUGCAGCUGAACCUCUUCAUGUUUGAGUACAAUGGCCGCAGUGGCUACCGACUGAAACCAGAGUUCAUGAGGCGUCAUGACAAACACUUUGACCCUUUCACAGAAAACACAGUGGACGGCAUUGUAGCUAAUACUCUCUCUGUGAAGGUCAUCUCAGGCCAGUUUCUGACUGAACGGAGGGUGGGUGUUUAUGUGGAGGUGGAGAUGUUCGGACUCCCCGCAGACACUAGGAGGAAAGCUCUGAAGACUAAAACCUCCCAGAACAACAACGCUGUCAAUCCAGUGUGGGACGAAGAGCCCAUCAUCUUCAAGAAGGUUAUACUUCCGACUCUGGCCUCUCUGAGAAUUGCUGCGUUUGAGGAAGGAGGAAAGUUCAUCGGCCAUCGGAUUAUUCCAGUGUCUGCCAUCAGACCAGGCUAUCGCUACAUCGGCUUGAGGAAUGAGAAAAACCAGUCUCUGAUUUUGCCUGCUGUGUUUGUCUACAUUGAAGUCAAAGACUAUGUCCCAGAUACAUUUGCAGAUGUGAUCGAGGCUCUGUCCAACCCGAUCCGGUAUGUUAACCUCCUGGAGCAGAGAGCCAAACAGCUGGCAGCUCUGACCCUGGAGGACAGUGAGGAGGAGGCGCAGAUCGAGGAUGAGAUGGACACGGGAGCAGAGCGGAAGAACGACCUGAAACCGACUCCGCUGGAAAAUGGACUCAGUCCCACCUCAGGUCCAACGGGUCACACCCCCGUUGCUACGACACCAAAAGCCUCCGCAGCCCAUCAGCAAGCAGCUACAACUGAAGCAGCCAAACCAGCAGCAAAGACUGAAGAUCUAGUUUUAAGUGUUUUAAUAGAUAUCCCAGCAUGCACCUUGGAUGCCCUGCAGCAGUCCAAGGUCUACCAGAAGGAGCAGCGGCGUCAGUUCAAGGAGCUGAAGGAGCUGGUGAGGAGGCACCAGAAGAAGACCUCAGAGCUCCUCCGAGACUUCAGCAACAAGUACAAGAAGACGGCCAGGCAGUGCAGCAAGAGCAGGGCUUCAUGUCCGGAGAGUCAGAGAGACGAGCGUCUGCAGCAGCUCAGGGAUGAGCAGCAGCAGCUGCUGCUGGCUCUGAGGCAGGAGCAGUACUACAGCCAGAAGUACCUGCAGAGGGAGCACAUCAAGAUGCUUACAGAGCGGCUCACCAGUCUGGCUGAGGAGAGCCACAACUCCCACAUGAAGAAGCUCAAAGACAUCUGUGACAAGGAGAAGAAGGAGCUGAAGAGGCAGAUGGAUCGACGGAGAACCGAGAAGAUCAACCAGGCCAAGACCAAAGAGAAACAUCUGGCUGAGGAGGAGAAGAUCGAGAUCAACAAGUCCUACGUCAACGAGGUUGUGCAAAACAUCAAGCGGCUUGAGGAAACUCAAACUAAGCGUCAGGAUCAGCUGGUGGAGCAGCACAAUGACCUCCUGCAGGAGAUCCAAGAUCAGAAACCAAAGCUGCAGGCGGCAGUGGAGGCUGAGUUCCAGGAAAAGUUCCAGCGUCUGCCCGGCGAGAUCCGAGACUUCCUGCAGGACAGGAAGUUGGAGGGCAGAGGUCACAGCAAGUCCCGGCCGUCGACUCCCCACGAAGCUCUUUCAGAGGAGGACUGAGCAGGAAAAAUAUAGGAGGAUGCAGAGGAGUGAUACAGGAAAUGAAACUGUAGGAAACUGAGGCGCUUCACCGAGGAAGUAAAUAUUUAUAAAGACUGUUAAUUCUCUUUUUAAUGGAAAAAACAAUCUGAUGGGUUUUUUUAAUUAUUAGAAGCAUGAACUGUGAUGUACUUCAGCAUUUAAUCAAAUGUCAUUUGGUCUUAUGUUCUAACAUUCUGACAACUUACUGCAUGAUAUCUAUCUAUCUAUCUAUCUAUCUAUCUAUCUAUCUAUCUAUCUAUCUAUCUAUCUAUCUAUCUAUCUAUCUAUCUAUCUAUCUAUCUAUCUAUCUAUCUCAUGCAUCUUGCAUAUAGAACUGCUAUGACUUUCAUUACCACUUACUCUUUACAAUGAUUUUCUCUGUCCACAAUCUUAGUAAAUUUUUAUUUUUGGCACAAGCUGAAGCCAAGAUUCACACAACCAUUCUGAUUGGUUCGUUUCCCAACAGUUUAUAAGGACAGUUUUUAAAAUAUAAGCAAAAAAUUAGGCAGGUUUUCUUGCCUAUGCCUGAAAGAACCUGACGUUACUCAUCACCACUAAAUGCACACAUAGAAAACUUACCGGAACCACAACGUAUGUUUACAGAAUACGGAUUAUAUACUGCCAUCUUUUAGUGCCACAAAUUCAUAUCCUAUACAGAGUAUGAAUGAUUUUAACCCCAAAAGGCAUUUUCCACCAUAAAAACAGGAAGUAUCUCGUUUCCACUUACAAAUACGCAAAAAACUUUAUUAAUCUGAUAAUGUUGAAAAAAGACAAUUUUGCAAUUGUGGUGUUUUCACUACAUAAGAAACACAAUUAAAAUCACACAUAAAUAAAUCUGUUCAUGCGAUAAGUCAUUAAAAUACCACCCCGCCACGAUCAUCCUGCUACUUCCUGUCAUCUUCUUCUUCAUGGUUUCUGCCGGUAGUAACAUCAAGCUGUUGAUAACAUGACUCUGCUGAUGUGACAAAAGUGUUUCCAUUGCAGGUUUACAAGAUACACUGACAUAGAUACAGCUGAAAAACCACUUCAUCCUGGUACCAAAACUUAUUAGGAGUUUUCAGAUAUGUUUUGUAAAAUGACUAUUAAAUCAAUGAAAUUCAGAAUAUGCCAUGUUUUACUCCCUCAGAGCUCCUGCUACUCAACAAUCAGCAGGUCAGACGUUUGUGUCUUGGCAAUUGCAUGAUGUUUUUUUUUCUUUAAUGUGAAACCUCUCCAGACUCAACAGUCUGGUGAUAUGUGUACUUAUUAAAUGUUAUUUCAUGAUACUUGAUUAAGAA
Molecule: messenger RNA, 5143 nt
Organism: Poecilia latipinna (sailfin molly)
Lineage: Eukaryota; Metazoa; Chordata; Actinopteri; Cyprinodontiformes; Poeciliidae
Gene: plcb1
Product: phospholipase C beta 1
Exons: 32
Coding region: 360-3845 (1161 amino acids)
Biological process (GO): release of sequestered calcium ion into cytosol; G protein-coupled receptor signaling pathway; phosphatidylinositol metabolic process
Cellular component (GO): cytoplasm; nuclear speck
Molecular function (GO): calmodulin binding; phosphatidylinositol-4,5-bisphosphate phospholipase C activity; calcium ion binding
Source: RefSeq, a predicted model, not a curated record